UAAGUGCGUGCUGAAUUGCCCUUCGUGUCUUGGAAAGGAACAUCGGCACUGACAGUUGUGGCUGCUGUGUUCUGCUGUGGCUUGCAUCUUCCUGUCUGAAAAUGACAGCGAAACCAGUAGUCCAGGUGCGCCCUUGUAUGUCAAAUGCCCAAAUCAUAAUAGAAGACAAGACACCGCCGUUGUCCGCGAAGAAACAAGUUCUCCGCAACUUGGUUGUUCUGAGUUUGAGCUUCUUACUCUUGUUCACCGCUUAUCAGUCUCUGCAGAACCUCCAGAGCAGCAUCAACGCGGAAGGAGGACUCGGAACUGCUUCCUUGGCUGCCGUCUACCUCGCCCUUGUUAUAUCAUGCAUGUUCGUGCCCAGUUACAUGAUCAGGCGCCUAGGCCUCAAGUACACGAUGGUCACCUCUAUAUGUAUGUACCUUGUGUACUUCUUCGCCAAUAUGAAACCGACGUGGAUAACUCUAAUACCGGCUUCUUUUAUCCUCGGAACUGGCGGCGCCCCCCUAUGGACAGCCAAGUGCUCGUACCUGACAGCGCAAGCUCAGGAGUACGCAGAUAUCGUAGGGGCACUGGAUUCUGCCCCGUUUGUCACUGGAUUUUUCGGGAUUUUCUUUAUGCUCUUCCAGUCUGCACAGAUCUGGGGCAAUUUAACAUCAUACUUAAUCCUCCGCCCUCCGCACGCGUUGUCCAUUACGGCAUCGGACUCGAUGCAGUGUGGCUCCAGCUUCCACCCGAUGCACGAUCUCAAGAUAAACAACACAAACCUGGGUAGCGUCACACCAUACCAAGUGCUCACACUGAGUGGCUUAUACGCGUGCUUGGUGAUAGCUUCGAUCAUUUUGAUGGUCUUGUUUUUGGAUCCGCUCGCAAAUGAGGUUCAGGAUGCCAGUCCACCAAAGCAGCUUAUCAUAGAGAGCCUAAGGCAGAUGAGGAACGGCUAUCAACAGCUAAUGAUCCCACUGACUAUCUACAGUGGGCUGCAGCAGGCCUUUCUCUGGGGAGACUACACGCAGGCAUUCAUUAGUUGCUCCUGGGGAGUGCAAUACGUAGGAUUCGUGAUGAUGUCCUACGGCGUAAUGGACUCCAUCUGUUCUAUGGUGUUUGGGCUCCUGGUGAGGAGAGUGGGGCGAAUUCCGUUGGUGCUCAUGGCGGCAGUGCUCAACUUGUCUAUGAUGGUGCUCAUGUUGGUGUGGAAACCGACACCUGAACAAGCCUUCUACUAUUUCAUCAUAGCCAUUAUAUGGGGCGUGGCGGAUGCUUCGUGGCAGACGCAAAUUAACGCUUUUUACAGCAUUAUAUUCGUGGAUAGCAGAAACGCAGCGUUCGCAAACUAUCGCCUUUGGGAGUCUACGGGGUUCAUCAUCAUGUUCGCACUACAGAGCGUUCUCCGGUUUUAUGUCAAGGUGAUUGGACUUAUGCUAAGUCUCCUGGUCGGCAUCGUGGGCUACCUUGUCAUCGAAUUUCACAAGAGUGCGGCCAGAACACCCAACUUCGCUAUGUAGAAUUUAGGAUUGCCAAUGUACGUUUGAAAUCGUACGUUUAAAAACAUUUAAAAUUGAA
This is a messenger RNA of Ornithodoros turicata, 1563 nucleotides long. Its product is annotated as protein unc-93 homolog A-like. Gene Ontology annotation, cellular component: plasma membrane; striated muscle dense body. Lineage: Eukaryota; Metazoa; Arthropoda; Arachnida; Ixodida; Argasidae. The coding region runs from base 102 to 1505 and encodes 467 amino acids. The transcript is spliced from 3 exons. The record is from RefSeq and is a predicted model, not a curated record. Gene Ontology annotation, molecular function: potassium channel regulator activity. Gene Ontology annotation, biological process: regulation of muscle contraction; regulation of potassium ion transport.